Andrographis paniculata is the source of this 820-nucleotide messenger RNA. Its product is annotated as phospholipid-transporting ATPase 3-like. The coding region runs from base 191 to 517 and encodes 108 amino acids. The record is from RefSeq and is a predicted model, not a curated record. Lineage: Eukaryota; Viridiplantae; Streptophyta; Magnoliopsida; Lamiales; Acanthaceae. The transcript is spliced from 4 exons.
UUGCCAUCACCAGCUUUUUUGCAGUGUUCAAAAUUUUGACAUUCAUCAAUCGUCGUAUAAUUCGCAUAAACACGCAAUAUAUAUAUAUAUAUAUUUUCUCGGCGGAAUUAAGCAGUAGCAGCAGAUAUCUAAUAUAUACAGGGUUUUCCCGCAUUUUGGUCGUGUUCGAUCGGAGGAGUUUUGGGUGAGAAUGGCCACAUGGAAGCGAUUUAGAGGCGGCGGCGACGGGGCGCCAUUGGUAGAGCGCAUUUCGUCGUCUCGAACGGUUCGUCUCGGAAAUGUUCAGCCGCAGGCGCCAGGUCAUAGGACGGUGUUUUGCAAUGAUCGUGAGGCCAAUGCCAUCGCGAAAUUCAAGUUCAGGCGGGUGACUAACCUAUAUUUUCUCAUGAUCUCGAUCUUGUCUUGCACCCAUGUAAGCCCCUGUAAGUCCAAUUACAAAUGUGCUUCCAUUGACAUUGGUGCUUCUUGUAUCUCUCAUAAAAGAAGCAUGGGAGGACUGGAAACGUCGUCAAAAUGAUACAUCAAUCAAUAAUUCCAUUGUAGAAGUGUUGCAAGAUCAGACGUGGGUAUAUUGUCCUUGGAAGAAACUGCAGGUUGGAGAUAUAGUCAAAGUAAGUUGGCAAGUUUUAUUUUCCUUUUGCCAGAUAUGCUUCAUGCUCUUGUUUAGCGUAGAUCAAAAGUCUUGUGAUGCAUGACAUAUGUCUAUACUGGCUAUCUUAGCGAAAGUUGUCAACUAUCUCCUAGUUAUUAUAUUAUUGGCAUGUCUGAAAUUACUGGAUGUAGUGAUUGUAGGUCUAUAAACUAAUGCACAAAAGUGAGG